GGCAGAAUUCCAAAAGUUUUGGGAGCUUUGCGCAUUCAUCGACAACAGCUGCGGGUCGGCGAACAGUUAAGAUACGGCCUACUGCCGCAUGCCUAGAUGCGUGCAUUAACUUUUUUUACCACUUCCGCGCGCUCCGUUCGCAGAUCCAUUUCGUUAACCAGGACGAGAAUACCGACCACCCUACCGAGCCUUGGAUUCGUGUCGACCUACACCGCCACCAUGUCGACCCAGACAGCGGGUGCCGACAGCACCGCAGUCGCCAGCAUCGCGUCGCGGCCCGCCCACCAGCAGCUCGUCGUCCACGAAGGCAUCCGCUACACCACGAUCAAGGAGGGCCUCGCCUACAUUCUGGUGCCCGAAAACUCACGGGCAGACAAGAAAAAAGCCGCGGACAAGAAACCCCCCGCAGAUGGUCAGGCCGCGCAACAGGUCUUCUACAACCCCAUCCAGCAGUUCAACCGCGACUUGACCGUCCUCACCAUCAAGGCCUUUGGCCGCGAGCGAGUCGAGCUCAAGGAGGCUGCCAACCGAGCCAGGUUUGAGAAAUUUUCCGACAAGAAGCGGAAGCGGAAGGCAGGCAAAAAUGAAGAGCAAUCGGAAGAGGGCGAUCGACCAGCAAAAUCUCCAAAGCGUUCGGCCGAUGCGACAGCCGGUUCGGCUGGCGUUGAGCAAGGCGAGGGAAUACCGCGAGCAGAGCCCGACCGCCCCGACAUCGCUGCGCCAGUACCAGAGGCCAGUGCAGCAGGAGGGGCAAGAGAGGCAGCAGUCACAGGUGACUCGGCUAUGGAAGACAUAGGGACUGCAGAAGCUGCGGCUACGAAUGGUUCCGGAGAGGCUCCCCUGGCCCCCUCAGCUCCCUGCGACGUCACAGAGGCUAAGAAAGAGGAAAAGAAGGCCGUCCCUUUCACUAUCCUCGACGCCCUCUCGGCUAGCGGUCUUCGCGCUCUACGUUAUGCACACGAAAUACCCUUUGUCACAUCCGUCACGUCGAAUGAUCUCCUCCAGUCGGCUGUCAAGUCCAUCAAACUCAAUGUGCAGCACAACAAGCUCGAGGACAAGAUCGUUGUGUCGCACGACGACGCCCUGGCACACAUGUACACCCUGAUUGCAAAAGAGUGUCGUCGAGACAAGUCUGCCAGGAGCGAGAAAUACGACGUGGUCGACCUCGACCCGUACGGAAGUGCGGCCCCUUUCCUCGACGCUGCUGUCCAGGCGGUCCGCGACGACGGCGGCCUGCUAUGCGUCACGUGCACUGACUCGGGCGUCUGGGCCUCUAACGGAUACCCGGAGAAGUGCUUCGCCCUGUACGGGGGCACGUCGUCGAAUUCUUUCUACUCGCACGAGCUCGGUCUGCGGGUCGUCCUCCACGCGAUCGAGGCGUCUGCUGCCAAAUAUGGCCUGGCCAUAGAGCCAUUGCUGUCGCUCUCGAUUGACUUCUAUCUUCGACUCUUCGUCCGCAUCAAGAAGUCGCCCGCCGCCGUCAAGUUCCAGGCGGCCAAGAACAUGCUUGUCCAUCUGUGCGACCAUGGCUGCGGCGCCUUUACGACGCAGCCUCUGCUGGUGAACAAGGAGGCCCCAAACAAGAACGGCAGCGGAACCUUUUACAAACACACCUACGCGAAAACAACCGGCAGCCAGUCUUGCGACCAUUGCGGAUCCACUACGCACGUCGCCGGACCCGUGUAUGGAGGCUACAUCCAGUCACCGCCGUUCAUCAAGCGCGUCCUGGCCGAGCUGCGAGCAUCGUCCACCGACGUCUACGGCACGACGGAGAGGAUGCGGGGCAUGCUGCAGACGGCUCUCGAAGAGGUGUUGCCGGCGAUCAGUGAGACGCAGGAAGCCGACGGCGAGAGCAAGCCAGCACCUUCCCAAGAGGCGGAGAUGGCAGCCAUAGACCCGUACCCGUUUUACUUCCAUCCUUCCAGGGUAGCGGGCAUCUUACAUUGCGCCUCUCCGCCCGAGAGGAAGCUGAAAGGCGCGCUGCGGAGUUUGGGCUACCGCGUCACUCGUAGCCAUUGCAAGCCGGGUAGCAUCAAGACGGAUGCUCCCUGGUCGGCCAUCUGGCACGUCAUGAGAGAGUGGGUGCGUCAAGAGGCGCCCGUCACAGAGGCAAACAUCAAGCCGGGCUGCGCGGGCUACCGACUGUUGGGUCUCGAUAAGCCGGGGAGGACUGAGGCGGGCGACCAAGGACCAAAGGUGGUGUUUGACGAGAGUCUCGGCCGCGAUACCGCCACGACCAAGCUGGUCAGGUACCAACAAAACCCGCGAGAACACUGGGGUCCCUUGGGUAAGGCCAAGGGAAAGUGAUGGCCGCCUCGGGAGUCGAAGUACCAUAAUGCACUGCUUUAUCUGUGGUGUACGCCGAUUUGAGCAUGCAGGCUUGGAAAAUAAAGCCUUCUCGUAGGCAAAUGCUUAUCCAUUACCUAUAUUCUAUGCCCCUAAGACUUAGGGGUUUUUUUAAGGCGUUAACUUAGGUAGAGGCUUUCUUGUGGUAUUGGGAAGAGAUAGCGAGAAGAAAAUAGACGUCGAAGAUAAGGAGCUAGUAUCUUUAUUAUUCUAUUCUUGGUAUCUGUUGUAUAAUAAAGCUGGAUUUUAGUUACAUCUAGUUGCGAGAGCUAGAGAACCCCCUUCUUGAAAAUCCUAGACUCUUCUUAUAUAUUAUUUAACUACCUUACUUAGGGAAAGACUUCCA
Molecule: messenger RNA, 2692 nt
Organism: Lasiosphaeria miniovina
Lineage: Eukaryota; Fungi; Ascomycota; Sordariomycetes; Sordariales; Lasiosphaeriaceae
Product: S-adenosyl-L-methionine-dependent methyltransferase
Exons: 1
Coding region: 97-2307 (736 amino acids)
Biological process (GO): tRNA N2-guanine methylation
Cellular component (GO): nucleus
Molecular function (GO): tRNA (guanine(10)-N2)-methyltransferase activity; RNA binding
Source: RefSeq, a predicted model, not a curated record